Molecule: messenger RNA, 1785 nt
Organism: Heterostelium album PN500
Lineage: Eukaryota; Evosea; Eumycetozoa; Acytosteliales; Acytosteliaceae
Exons: 2
Coding region: 1-1785 (594 amino acids)
Molecular function (GO): protein binding
Source: RefSeq, a predicted model, not a curated record
AUGCAAUUGAAGAAUGAGAAUGGCUUAGAGAGUAGGUGCUACAGUCUUGAGGAUAUCAGGGUGUCGCUGCUAUUCAAGAGUCUGUUUGUUAAAUCGUUAAAGACUGCUGCGCGAUAUGGGAAUUUGGAGAUUAUCAAAUACGUCUAUGCACAACUCCCUAAUGACAUUGACUUUAAACAACUCUAUCAAACCGCUGUAAAAUACGGACAUUUGCAUAUUGUUCAUUACAUCAUGAGGCAUGCCAAGCCCGAUAAGAACAACUGGAAGCUGGAGAGUAUCAUCGGUAGUCCUACCAAUAGAGCUGUCAGUAGUCUCUAUGGAAAUAUACCGAUUAUCAAGUGGAUCUAUCAGAGAUUCGUAAUGAACGGUUAUGGCAAUCACGGCGAUACCACAAAUAAGAAUCUGAUGGAUUACGCUGCAAUCAAUGGACACCUGCCAAUGCUCCAAUGGCUACAUGUAAAUAGGAAUGAGGGUUGUACAAAAAUGGCGAUGGACCUUGCAUCGAUGAAUGGAGAUCUACCAACAGUACAGUUUCUUCAUGAAAAUCGAAGUGAAGGUUGUACUUCCGACGCGCUUAAUUUCGCAUCGGAAAACGGACACUUCCAAGUCGUUCAAUUCUUACAUGCCAACAGGAGUGAAGGUUGCUCAACUCAUGCUCUUGACAAUGCAGCAAAAAAUGGGCACUUCAAAAUCGUUCAAUUCUUACACGCCAACAGGAGUGAAGGUUGUUCAACUCUGGCGAUUGACCAAGCAGCAAAAAAUGGACACUUCAAGAUCGUUAAAUUCCUCCAUUUCCAACGGCUAGAGGGUUGUACAACCGAUGCGAUUGACCUUGCCUGCGAAAAGGAAACCAAUUUUCCAAUAAUAGAGUUUUUACACUACUCUAGGACGGAAGGAUCGACCCCGAAUGCAAUGGACAUCGCCGCAUCUAACGGCUGCUUCAACAUCCUCAAAUUCCUACUUCAAAAUCGAACCGAAGGUUGUACUGACAUGAUUCUUCACGAUGCUAUUCAGUGUGGUGAUUUGGAGGUCAUUAAAUUCAUUCAGGAAAACAUCAAUCUUUCGACAACCAGUUUUGAGGAGGACGGAGACGAUCAUGGCGACACACAAUAUAGCCAACAGGAUAUGAGUGGUGGAAGUGGAGCAGAUUCAUCGAUACAACAGCAGCAACCAUCAUCAACUAAAUUCAACACAUUGGAUAAACCGAAUCUUUUGGAUAGAGCUGCAUUCUUUGGACAUUUUCAUAUAUUUAAACAUCUCUAUGACACCACCAACGAGCAAUAUACAUUCGAAUCGAUGGAUAAUUUCGCAAGAUUCAAUGACGUAGCGCCACUGGAAUGGAUAAAAAAAGAAUGGAGUAGAGAUGAAGAUUGUUGUUCUAUUCAGGCACUGAAGAAUGCAAUCGAAAAUAAUAAUAAUUUGGUUAUAAGAUGGUUAAUAGAUAAUGGUUAUGUUGAUUUCGAAGAGGAUGGAGAAGAAGAUUAUAUUUUAGAUUUUGCAGCAAAGCAUGGAAAUCUAGAAGUGGUACGUCAUUUCCAUCAUUUAAACAAGAGUGCUACCAAAGCCGCUAUGGAUAAAUCUUCCAAUAUCUCGGUGGUGGAGUUCUUGCAUUUCAAUAGGAGUGAAGGUUGUUCAACGAAAGCAAUCGAUAGAAGUAUAAAAAAAGCAAAUUUCCCAAUAAUUAAAUUUCUUCAUGAAAACCGAACCGAAGUUUGCUCUUCAAAAUCAAAUCAGUGCUACAAUUAUCCAUCUAGAUUGAAAUUCAUAAAGAAACACUUAAUUUAA